Messenger RNA from Salvelinus namaycush (lake trout), 2491 nucleotides. Its product is annotated as protein jagged-1b-like. The annotation marks the transcript as partial. NCBI's taxonomy places the organism in Eukaryota, Metazoa, Chordata, Actinopteri, Salmoniformes, Salmonidae. The record is from RefSeq and is a predicted model, not a curated record. Gene Ontology annotation, biological process: Notch signaling pathway. Gene Ontology annotation, molecular function: calcium ion binding; peptidase inhibitor activity; Notch binding. The transcript is spliced from 6 exons.
UCAGCUCACUAAUCCAACUGUCUGUUGAUCAUAACGAGAGUGUUCCUGACCCCUGUUUUAUUCUCUCGUGUGUGUGUGUGUGUGUGUGUGUGUGUGUGUGUGUGUGUGUGUGUGUGUGUGUGUGUGUGUGUGUGUGUGUUUUAGAUAUCAACGAGUGCCAGUCUUCUCCCUGCAUCUCUGGUUCUAGCUGUAUUGAUGAGAUCAAUGGCUACCGCUGCCUGUGUCCCCAAGACAGAGCUGGACCACGCUGUCAGGAAGUGACACAGAGAGCGUGCUCUGUGAACGGUCAUCUGACCCCUGAAGGAGCUAAGUGGGACGAGGACUGCAACACCUGUCAGUGUUUUAAUGGGAAGGUGACGUGUACCAGGAUGUGGUGUGGUCCUAAGUCGUGCCGGAUCAGCGGUGGGGUCAAAGGUCGAGGGGGCGGGGCCGGGUGUCGGUCUGGUCAGAGCUGUGUACCAAUCAGGGAGGAGCAGUGUUUUGUCCGGCCGUGUCUGAAUCUUGGGGAGUGCCACCCCUCCUCCCCACCAACCACCAAAUGUCACCCCAGCUCCGGUUACCACGACAACAGCUGCUCCAACAUCACGUUUACGUUCACCAAAGAGACCAUGCCCAGGGGUCUGAGUAUCGAGGCAGUGUGUAAGCAGCUGAGACAACUGUAUGUGCUGAAUAAUGUGUCCUCUGAGUAUUCUGUUUCCAUAACCUGUGACCCUUCAACCUCCGCCAGCAACGAGAUCCAUCUCAGCAUCUACACAGAGGACCACCUGAUGGACAGAUCCACUAUAAAGGAGAUAACAGAUAGGAUCAUCGAUCUGGUGUCUAAACACCAUGGCAAUAACAGCAUCAUCACCGCCAUCGCCAAGGUCCAUGUGCAGAGGAGGCCUAGCGCCAGCCAGACGGACUACCUCGUGCCGCUGCUGUCCUCUGUCUUCAUUCUCCUCUGGAUCCUGGCGUUGGUCUCAGUCUUCCUGUACUGCGUGCAUCGCCGUCGGAAACGUGGCAGUCACCAUGGCAACGGAGCCUUGUCGUCCGCGGCAACCGAAGACAACACAACCAACAAUGUGCGCGAGCAGCUCAACCAGAUCAAGAACCCCAUCAACGAGAAACACGCCGGAGGCGGCGGCCAUCUCACAACAUCGGUGGCCAUCAAGGACUACGAGGAUAAGAACUCGAUCGUCGCCAAGGUACGGACACACCACCCCCCGGAGGGCGAGGAGGACAACGAUAAAGAGAGACAUAUGGGGAAUAAAGGACGCUUCGCGGUUACAGCCAAACAACCUGCCUACACACUGGUGGAGCGGGAAGACCGGGGCCUCAAUGGAGGCCUGGGGGCCAACGGGCCCAACGACGGGGACGGCAGGACCACGGUGCAGCCCAGUUCCAAACAUCCUAACUGGACUAAUAAACAGGACAACAGGGUCCUGGAGACGGCACACAGCAUGAACAGGAUGGACUACAUCGUAUAGCAGGAAGUGACAUUGGAGGCAGGAAAUAAAACGCUGUGUAAAGAAUUCCCCUUCCUGGACGUUAUGGUCAUCCCGGCAACGUGGUCCUUCUGACACGCUCUGUAGACACUGUGUUGCCGUGCAACCAAACCCUUUGAUCAUGCUGAAGAGGACCAGGGGGAGUGUUCUGGGAUUUGUAGUUUUGUAUCCCUGGGUGCGUCAGAUGUGGUACCCUGUUUCCUAUUUAGUGCACUACUUUUGACCAGAGCCCUAUGGGCCAAGUGUACGUUGUAGGGAAUAGGUUGCUGUUUUAGACGUUGCUCCUGAUAAUUUAACGCUAGCUGGCUACACUGGCAGAGAAGGUUGCUUUGGUUGGCAGGAUAAGAGGUGUUGCGUUUUCACAUUUCAACACUACACUUAUUCCCUAUAUAACACACUACUUUUGAGUGGAGCCCUAUGGGACCUGGUCUAAAGUAGUGUACUAUGUAGGGAAUAAGGGUGCCAUUUUAGACACACAUAGUUGUAAUGUAUUUCUCUCUCUCCUCUAGUAGGUAUAAACUAGUUUUGUUUUGCCUUUUCAGCUUUCAUACCACAGCAAUGUCAUGAAAUUAAACCAAAAUAAGUACAACUUUAGAAUUAUUUAUUCUUUGGGGCGGGUGGGGUCGAUGUCAGCAGUUGCAAUAUGAAGAAUUUGUGUCGGUUUAGAAUGUGUAGAUAUGUACAUUUCUUUUAUUUUUAAUUAAUCAUUGUGUAUAUUUUGAUUUAUUAACUUAAAUAAUAAUCAAGAGCCUUAAGAUAUAAUUCCUUUUUAUUUAUAUGUUCUGUCUCUAGAUGGAAGGUUUUGACGGCUUAGUUUCUUUUUUGACGAUGAACUUGUUUAUUUCUUUCACAAAAAAUGAUUUUUUUUUUGUUGUUGCCUGAAAUAUUUUUAUUAUUUUUGUUUGUUUUUUAAUGAUUUUACAGCGUCCAUUGUUGCUUAGAGGGGAAGAAGAAAUUAAAACAAAAUACAAAUAAAUGGUUGCUUUGGGCUGUAAACCUUUCAGAGA